AUGUCGUCCAGCACGAAGAAGACGCUCGCGGAGUACAAGGCGCCUUACCCCGCGCCCACCGCGGAUCAAAAACGCCUUGUCAUCUUCCUCGACGAACGUGGAGCGGAGGAGAAGCGGGAAUUCAAACUGCAGCUCAUCCCCGGCCGUGUCGAGACGGUGGACGCGACCAACAGGCAUUUCAUCGCCGGCGACGUGAAGGAAGAGACAAUCAACGGUUGGGGCUACACCUACUACGUCGUGCACAUGGGCGAACUGGCGGGAACACUCAUGACAUCUAUGCCAGGUGACACGCCGAAGCCGCGGUUUGUGGCGAUGGUCAACAAGCCGCUUAUCCCCUACAACAGCAAGCUGCCGGUGGUGGUAUACGUGCCGAAGGACGCGGAGCUUCAUUACCGUGUGUGGGCGCCCACCAAGGCGGAGCCGGAUUGUGCGCAGGAGGCGUAA
Trypanosoma grayi is the source of this 444-nucleotide messenger RNA. Its product is annotated as ecotin. The transcript has a single exon. Gene Ontology annotation, molecular function: serine-type endopeptidase inhibitor activity. NCBI's taxonomy places the organism in Eukaryota, Euglenozoa, Kinetoplastea, Trypanosomatida, Trypanosomatidae. The record is from RefSeq and is a predicted model, not a curated record. Bases 1 to 444 code for a protein of 147 amino acids.